Leguminivora glycinivorella is the source of this 3173-nucleotide messenger RNA. RefSeq names its product gastrula zinc finger protein XlCGF46.1-like. The record is from RefSeq and is a predicted model, not a curated record. The transcript is spliced from 2 exons. Bases 146 to 1423 code for a protein of 425 amino acids. Gene Ontology annotation, cellular component: nucleus. Gene Ontology annotation, biological process: regulation of gene expression. Lineage: Eukaryota; Metazoa; Arthropoda; Insecta; Lepidoptera; Tortricidae.
UGUCAGUGGCAGUGCGUCUUUGUCUUCAUCUCAAAGCGUAUUUUACUUGCAAUAUUUGCAUUUCGUAUUUGUUUCGAUAGGAGCACAUCUAAACAUCUCGAGUAAGACGUUUUGAGCACAAAAGUAUAACUUUUGAGAGUGAGAGAUGGAGACGAGUGCCGCGUCUGGCAGCAUGUCGCCGGCGCGCGUGAAGCUGGAGCCCGAAACGGACCAGUGGGAAAUGGCCCCUGUGAAGGAAGAAGCUGUAUUCCUGGAUGAAGAGAAGCGCGUGAAGGAGGAGUGGUCGGACAGCACGGCCGGGUGCGGCGUGAGCGAGGGAGCCAUGCUGGCCGACUUGUACACCAAGCACGAGGUGAAGGACGAGCUCGUGCUGGGGCCGGAGCGCCCGCACCGCCCCGUAGUCGCCCCGGCCGCGCUAUAUAAUCGUGUCGCAGCGUCCGCUCUCGCGUCCGCCGAGCCCGCACACACACCCAGUGCCAUCGCCACCGUCUAUCAGUGUCACCAUUGUAGCCAACUGUUCUGGGAUAAGCUGUUUUUAAAGAAACACGUAAACACUCACUCACCUUUACAUCAUUCAAAAACAGAAAAUUGUGGUUCAAAACGACAUCAAACACACACAGAUAUACAGACUCGUCUGAGAACUCACACAGACGAUAAACCUUUCUGGUGUACUCAAUGUGACUACAAGUGUAAACGAAAACCAGAUUUACAGAGGCACCUGAUGACUCACACUGACAAGAAGCCUUUUAGUUGUAGCCACUGUGACUACAAGUGUAGAAGCAAAGCACGAUUAAAGUCUCACCUGAUGAUUCACACUGACGAUAAGCCUUUUAGGUGUACUCAGUGUGACUACAAGUUUAGACGAAAACCAGAUUUACAGAGGCACCUGAUGACUCACACUGACGAGAAGCCUUUAAGUUGUAGCCACUGUGACUACAAGUGUAGAAGCAAAGCAGAAUUAAAGUCUCACCUGGUGACUCACGGCGACGAGAUGCCUUUUAAUUGUAGCCACUGUGGCUACAAGUGCAAACGAAAACCUCAAUUACAGGUUCAUCUGAUGACUCAUACUGACAAGAAGCCUUUUAGUUGUAGCCACUGUGACUACAAGUGUAGACGAAACGUUGAAUUACAGGCCCAUCUGAUGAUUCACACUGAAGAGAAGCCUUUUAAUUGUAGCCACUGUGACUAUAGGUGUAAAAGAAAAUCAUUUUUACGGAACCACCUUAUGACUCACACAGACAAAAAGCCUUUUAGUUGUAGCCACUGUGACUACAAAUGUAAACGGAAAUAUCUAUUACGGACACACCUGAUGACUCACACUGACGAAAAGCCUUUUAGUUGUAGCCACUGUGACUACAAAUGUAGACGAAAAGCACAUUUAAAGUCUCAUCUGAUUUCGCACACCAAAGAGGAUCGAGUAUAGUGUCACUAUCAAAGUAAAAUGUGUAGUCACAGUACAUAGACUGACAUGACUCGACACAGGCAUAAAACUUUUGAACUUCAGUUUUGAAAUUUUAACCCAUAUUCUUAAGAGGCCUUAUUCCCUAAAUACCGCUCAUACUUUUUCACUGUGAUGUAACGUAAAUGAGAUUUUGUGAGUGCGUUUAGUAAAACGUCCCACUUUGUUGGUUACCAUUAAGGCGAGAUUUACUUGUAUUUGUAUAUGAAUGAACUGAAAAAGGGGCUUUGUAGCGAUCGACAUUAUCUCCCUGUUACUUGCUUUGACAGGGCUAUUGUGACAUAAUAACAUACAAUUUAGAUAUACCUUAGUGACUUGUAUUAAGGAAUCUCAAAUUCUCAACUGAGCAAUCACUCGAAAUUGACUAAUUAAACUGAACUAUUUUCCUAUUCUGAUCCUUUUGUAGGGUGUAAACAUAGAUAUAAAAAAGACAUUUAUGCUAUUUUGCUCAGUGAAAACGAAAAUUUUAAUGAAACUUAAAUGGAUAAUAAAAAAAAACAGAACCUAAAUCAGUAUUAAAAUAAAAUCAGUAUUAGAGUAGGUAGUACUACUUUUGUAUAUUUUAACUGUUUCGUAACCUAUACUGGGUACUAGGGGAAUGCUAUUUAUUGGGCAUGGUCUGGUGGGUACUUUUGUAAAUUCUUCACGUAAGUUUUGUUGGUGUCUGACUUAUGGGUAUUUAUACUAGUAUUCUAAUGAAUUAAGUAGGUGGAUAGCUAUUGAAGCCUUAAAUUACGUAAUUAUAAGAAUACUUAAUCAACAACCUGUAUGUACUUUAGUCGUUCGAGCAUUUGUGUGUAUUGCACAUCUUAAUUGUUUAUAUAACAUUUGUUAAAUUAAUUCUUACAAAAUGUAAUUUAAUGGAUGACUGUUAUUGGCCUUCUUAUAUGCAGUAGUAUGUCUUAGUUAUAUUUACAGCUGUUGUUAACCUGAAUACCAAUAAAAUAAAUAAAUAAAUAAAUUUUAGCAAAAAAAUGUUUUUUUUUUUCACGUGUAUAUUAUAACACUCAAUCAAUUCAAGUUUUGACUCUUACUCAAAUUAAGAUCAAAGUAUUACAUAUAAUCAACAGUUAGUUAAAAUUACCUAUACUUUCUUCAUAAUUUGAUUUGAAGUAUUUUACCUAGGCGUAAAGCCUCUUAAAAUGUCAAAUAUUACUAGCGCCAUCUAGUCGAGAGUCAACCAAAAGAGUAACGCCAUCUAGGCCACCGUACCUUUUUCUUAACAGUACAAUUUUCUUAGACUUUAUCUGCAUAUACGGAGUUACAUGUGUCUUUACUCACACUAACGAGGAGCUUUUGUAGCCGCUGCGACUACAAGAGUAGAAGAGGAGAACAGUUAGGGCUCACCUGUGGAGCGCCCUUCAUGUAUGUAUACUAUGUGUAGUGAGACUUCAAGUGCAGCAGGAAAUGAGAGUUACGGCCACACCUGUUGAAUCACUCCGGUGAAAACUAUUCAAGUUUCAAUACACAUACUAUAAAAAUUGUAUGCCUCAUAGAAAUUUUACGUUUAGCGAGAUUUUGUUUUCAUUCAUUGUUCUGAAUAAGUAGUUACUGUAGCCUCCAUAAAGAACAGGUGAUAUGGUUGGAUUUAUGUUAUUUUCUGUAUAAAGCAAUAUAAAUUAUCAGCCUGUCUAAAUGUUUGAUAUGUGUAAUAGCUAACAGUUCAUGCAGCGAUAGCAUACUAGCGUUUAAGCAAGUUUCUAAAUAAAACAUA